GGCAGUCUUUGGCUGACGACACAUCCGAGAGGAACCCCAUUUUCCCCCUUCAGCAACACAUAGUCUCUGAUUUUUUUCUAUUUCGAACUGAAAUUUUCCUGGUGUUCUCAUCAUUCCUAAGGAGUUUCCACACGCCACUCGCCGUCAUCAAAUCGCGCAGCAAUCCUACAACUGUCUCCAGCAUUGCCGGAUAUCAGUCGAAUUUUCUCUUCAGAAACCGGAUUCUCUGAGUGGAAACAAAGAUGAUGGCAUCACCGCAGCAAAUGCCGAAGGGGCCGUAUCAUUGGGACACGAGCGGCCAUUUCGCCAAUAACAUGCCCCACGUGCCAGAGGGAUCUUCAACAUACCGCAAUGGAUCCAUCGUCGACGUGGUGCCAGCGGACCUGCUCUACUUGGUGGACCCAUUUUGGUACCAAUUCCCGCCGAUGCCGACACUCAUGCACCAGAUCCUCGGCAUGGUCAUGUGGUUGACUGGCAUCGCAGCCGUUGUAGGCAACUUCAUCGUCCUCUACGUGUUUGUGUCCAACAAAACCAUGCGCACCCCGUCCAACAUGCUCAUCGUCAAUUUGGCCUUCUCCGACUUCAUCAUGAUGGCCGGGAUGUUCCCGUUUCAAGGGAUGUCCGCUUUCUACGAAGUCUGGGUCUUUGGCGGGCUCAUGUGCGAGCUUCACGGCUUCAUCGGAACGUUCAGCGGGUGUAUGCAAAUCUGGACACUUACCCUCAUCUCUUAUGACCGAUACAACGUGAUCGUUAAGGGCAUCGGGGCCAAGCCGUUGUCAUUCAAGAAAGUCGCCGCCAUGCUGCUUUUGGUGGACGGAAUCGCGUUUGCUUGGGCCUGGGCGCCCAUGUUGGGCUGGAACAAGUUCACCAUGGAGGGCAACAUGACUGUGUGUGGAUCCAAUUCCAUCAAUGCCGACUGGAACACCAAGAGCUUCAUCUUCUGCAUUUUCACUUAUGCAUACAUCACCCCACUGUCCACCAUCAUCUUCUGCUAUUUCCACAUCGUCAAGGCUGUUGCGGUGCACGAGAGGCAAAUGCGAGAACAAGCCAAGAAAAUGAAUGUUCAAAGCUUGCGAACUGGUGAUGACGGGAAGACGAGCGCAGAAAUUCGUCUCGCCAAGAUCGCCAUCAUGACCAUCUUCCUCUGGUUCUUCGCCUGGACUCCAUACGUCGUCAUCAACUUCAUCGGCAUCUUCUACCAGGACAGAAUCACACCCAUGAUCACCAUCUGGGGUUCCACACUGUCCAAACUGUCAGCUGUUUACAAUCCCAUCGUCUACGGCAUCAGUCAUCCCCGUUACAAGACUGCAGUCAACGAGACGUUCCCGUGUCUCUCGUGUUUCGUCGGCAAGCCCGAAGAUGACACCAAGUCAGUCGUCACGACGGAAAGCGGCGACACCAACCGGCAAAAUCAGGAAACGGCUGCGUGAGCGUCUUUUGAGUCGAUCGUUAGGUGAAGUUCCUGUAGAGAGAGAAUAAUCGAGUGAGCUACCAAUCAGAAGUUUACGGUAUUCGCCUGAUAGCCACUUUUCGAUUGAGGCAUUCGAAUGGUUCGAACCAUUCAAACCAGUUGGGAUCCUCUGGAACUAUACGUAGGGUCUGGUGAGGGUUUGAGUUGGAUCCGUUUGAGUCGAGCAGAACUUCUUUCGGGACUCGGGGUCGGAACCCGGCAGAUAAGCUCAGUAUCCAUUUGAAUACGCAUUCUACCUGAAAAGCACCACAGGAAAGUUUUCAACGAUCUUCACUACUUAAUAGAUACAAUGACAUAAUCUUAUCAGAGCAUUGAAAUCAGCAAUUAUAAUAGGACCGGACAGUAUAGGGAUUUCAUAAUACAGUGAAGCAAAUAAACUUUUCUCCAGCAUAAUGUUAAAAAGGAGCAUUGAAUGACUUGAAUCCGUCUCUGACCAACAUGGUCAAAAUAUUUCAUGGAGCAUUUAAUGAAGUCAUUUAAAUAAUUAAAUAUAGGAACGAAAUAAUUUUAAUCGUGAAAUAUGCCUGAUUUGAAAUUAUGAACAUGGGACGUACUUCUGUUGAUAUCAGUCGGCCUCUUUUGAAAAACAAAAUUGUCGCAUGAAAUAGUGAGAGUAAAAAAAAAUGCAUCAUUCGGAUUUUUUUUUUUGUGAAUUGAACCUCAAUUUUGAAUUCCAAAUACAUUCCGCAUAGAAGUUCCUUCUUUUUUGUUGAAUCGAAAAUUUAAUGUACAGUAACUUACGGUACUACACAAACUCAACUUCGUUCAUUUUACAAGUUAUUAGGUUCAUUCACAAUAAGUUCACUGAUAAAUGAUUUUUACUUCCUUUAUAACUUGAACUCACGAGUUCUAAAUCUAUUUGACGCGUUAAAAAAGUCUAAGGCUCAUGAUGUGGACCACUCGAAACUUAUUGAUUCUUUUACAUGUGUAUUCAUUGAUUCAAUUUCCGUGUUUGACGAAAAUUUGGUGACAAUUACGAAAAUCAAUCAAACGGCUGCCAAGUGAGAAGUUCGCCGAGCAUACACCAUUUUCUGAAUGCGAAAAGUUGUGAUGAACUCCAGGGGGAUCGGGCAAAAUACAAGUCACUGAUAGACUGA
Messenger RNA from Notodromas monacha, 2568 nucleotides. NCBI's taxonomy places the organism in Eukaryota, Metazoa, Arthropoda, Ostracoda, Podocopida, Cyprididae. The record is from the annotation of a GenBank genome assembly.